AUGUCGGAAAAACCGCGAAAGCUUCAGCGCGUCUCUAUGGCCUGCGACUUUUGCCACAGACGCAGCAUCAAAUGCAGCCAGAUCGGGGAUUCUCUAGGACGCUGUCAAAAUUGUGUUGACUUCGAUGUGCCGUGCACUUUUGAUCGUCCCGCAAAACGCCGGGGCGUCAAGGCUGGUACUCGGCCGAGUGUUCGCGAUCCUCAAUUUGUGAGAUCAUCAGUCAAUCAUGCUAUUCCUACAACAGAGACUGCAGGUGGCGGAAGAGCCUCUGGCUCCUUGACUUCUCGUAGUCCGUCCCGCACAUCGAUCUGCGGUGAUCCCUGGUCUACCUUUAACCAUGGCUGGUCAACAGCCGAAGGGGAUAACGAUGACAGGGCGCUGCACAACUCUUGGAAAGCAUUUGCUAUUGCCUGCGAACGGCAAAUCAGGAAUCUAGCACAGGCUUAUUUCGAGAUCGUCUAUCCAAUGUAUGAUAAGUCCCUGUCCCCUUCGCUGACUGCGUUGACUGAGCACAUCAUCACCAGAUUCCCCUUGUUUCACAAGCCGUCAUUCAUAGAGCAGGUGAACAGCAAGAAGUACCUUUGCAACCAAGGGCUCUUUGCCUCCACGAUGGCUGUUUGUUCUUUGGUCGCUGGUCGUGCACGUGACGGUGCGUUGUACGCUAAUCGGUGGGAUCGAGACGAGCUUAUAGAACCACCCUCCGAGACUUUCUUUAUAGCUGCUAGGGACUCGAUUCCUCGAGAUCUUGUCGCAGCUAAAGGCAUUCAUUAUAUGCGGGCAUGUGCCAUACUUGCUAUUGUCAGCAUUCAAAACUACCAGAUUAAAGAUAUGCAGAAGUAUAUCGGCUUAUACCAUACCUUGAGUUCGAUGGAUGGCCUUCAUGACGAAAAGCUCUGGCCAAAUGAUUUGAGUCCAAUUGAGACAGAGGAACGGCGGCGACUUUUUUGGUCUAUUUAUACGUUUGAUAUCUAUUCGACCAUUAUAUGGGGAGGCGUUAUUCGAUAUCGUGAAGCCCACUGCUUAGUGCGCUAUCCUAGCGAAGUAGACGACGAAUUUAUCACACACCACGGCUAUGGCGUACCGUCUAUACCCGAGGGAUCACAUUCGCUUCCAACAGGCAACGUGACUGUCGUCUCCCGCCAGCCUACGCCCUGGCUGCGGGGUUGGAACUUCACCACGGACCUUUACCGUAUUCUUGAGCAUAUAGUCGAUGGAAAUAAACGCCGCAUCUCUUCGAAUAACGGGACGACGCAAGUUUGGUCACUGUUCAAUCCUACUUCUAUGUCAGAGCCGGCGGUCAUGGAGCAAGUCCUUACUAUGUACUCAGCUCUUCCAUCACAAUUUCGAGAAACGCCGCCCACUACAGGAGAUAUCUCUAAGGAUUUAUUCGGUUUCCAAUCAGCCAACAUUCAGGCGACGCUACAACUUCUUCGGAUGGUGCUCUUGUCUACCGAGGAAAUUGGGGUGGAGCGAAAAUGCGAUGUAGCAGGCGAACUACUGAGCGUUUUUUCGAAUGUACCCAUUGAGUACUUGAAAGCUAUCAGCUCCCCUUUGCUCCAUCACCUCGGCAGAAUUGGCUACAUUCUUGGCUCUGUCAUGGAAGGGAGCUUGUCUGAAGAAUCCUACACACGAGCUCGCACAUUACUGCUUGAAAUGGCAGAUCUCUUACAGCGUCUCGAAGUGGGCCUACAUCGUGCCUCCGGUGCCGGUGAACGAUUGCGAUCCCAGGUUGAUCGAAUAGAUGGCUAUAUGCGUACCUCACUUCUCGUCAAUAUAAAUUCACCAACUAACGCGACGCAUGUGAUCGACGCGAAUCCCGAGCUUGCUGCCACGCCGGCGUAUGCACAGGGGACCUCCACUGUCGGAGCUUCGCCUGGUGCUGGUUUCGACCAGAUGUCUCAAUUUCAGCUGCCACCAGAACUUCUCUCGGAUUGGCCAUGGCCGCUGGAUUCUCACAAUGCCGACGGACUUCUGCCUCUUUCAUUUGAAUAA
Penicillium longicatenatum is the source of this 1992-nucleotide messenger RNA. RefSeq lists its product as uncharacterized. Gene Ontology annotation, molecular function: DNA binding; DNA-binding transcription factor activity, RNA polymerase II-specific; zinc ion binding. Lineage: Eukaryota; Fungi; Ascomycota; Eurotiomycetes; Eurotiales; Aspergillaceae. The transcript is spliced from 5 exons. Gene Ontology annotation, biological process: DNA-templated transcription; regulation of DNA-templated transcription. The record is from RefSeq and is a predicted model, not a curated record. The coding region runs from base 1 to 1992 and encodes 663 amino acids.